Messenger RNA from Jatropha curcas, 884 nucleotides. Its product is annotated as universal stress protein A-like protein. Lineage: Eukaryota; Viridiplantae; Streptophyta; Magnoliopsida; Malpighiales; Euphorbiaceae. The record is from RefSeq and is a predicted model, not a curated record.
AACACCGGUGCUUGUUUUGAUUGGCAGUUUGGACCAGUGGACUAAAAUCAACUACAUUACACCCCAUGCAGCCACGCAGUUCUUGAACAUUACUGAGUCGCUAUUUUCUUUUGCUGCUCCAUCUUGUUGGACCUUGCUUGUAGACCACCGUAGUCCUCGGAGCACCUGAUCAUCUUCAUCUGCCGAACUUUAUGGUAGAUGAUUAUAAAAGAUUGGUGCUAGAAUUGCCAUGAUCGCAGAGGAAAAAAACAAAAAAUGGAAGAAGGAAAGAAGGAGAAGAAGAAGGUGAUGGUGGCAAUAGACGAGAGCGAAUUUAGCCAUUACGCUUUGAAAUGGGCAAUUGAGUAUUUGAAGGACACAAUUGUUGAUUCUGAGCUUGUCAUCUUCACUGCUCAACCUAAUACAAACUUCGGCUAUGUCUAUGCUUCUUCUAUGGGUUCAGCUCCUCCGGAGUUGAUAAUAAAUAUGCAAGAGAAACAAAAGAUGAUUGCAUUUUCUCUAUUGGAGAAAGCUAAAGAACUCUGCGCCCAUCAUGGAGUAAUCGUUGCAGAGACAUUGACAGAAGUUGGGGAUCCUAAAGAGGCAAUAUGUGAGGCAGUGGAAAAACUCAAGAUUCAACUACUUAUAAUUGGCAGUCAUAGCAGAGGAGCUAUACAGAGGGCUUUCCUUGGGAGCGUCAGCAACUACUGUGUUCACAAUGCCAAAUGCCCUGUUCUUGUUGUUAAGAAACCAAUUUAGCAACUUCAAUGUUACUAUCAUGUAAGAAAAAAGAUUAUCCAGAACACUAAAUUCUGAUUAGGAGGAGACUUGAACCUUUUCUUUGUGCCGUUUAUCAACUUGUUUUCUGUGGGCUAAUGAAAUGAAGGAAUUGCUUCUUAUGAUAU